Messenger RNA from Dendronephthya gigantea, 6080 nucleotides. RefSeq names its product ral GTPase-activating protein subunit alpha-2-like. The record is from RefSeq and is a predicted model, not a curated record. NCBI's taxonomy places the organism in Eukaryota, Metazoa, Cnidaria, Anthozoa, Malacalcyonacea, Nephtheidae. Gene Ontology annotation, molecular function: GTPase activator activity. The transcript is spliced from 41 exons. Bases 98 to 5965 code for a protein of 1955 amino acids. Gene Ontology annotation, biological process: regulation of small GTPase mediated signal transduction; positive regulation of GTPase activity. Gene Ontology annotation, cellular component: nucleus; cytoplasm.
AUGAAAACAAACAAUAUGGCUGACAUUUGUACAUACACUUGAAACGCUUAGAAAUAGAGAUCGCGCAAGAUCGGUGAUAGGAAAUGGCAAAAUAAAGAUGUUUCACAGUAGGAAGGGGCAGGUAGACUUCAAAAGAGUCACGACAAAGUUUCUGGAUGUAAAGAGAGAGUCACGCCAAAGAGCUCAUGCACUGCGAAUUCUUUUAGAUAACUAUGAAACUCAUGAAGCUAAGGUGUUCUUCCAAAGACAUUAUUCAGAAAUAUAUUACAUAUGCCAUGAUUACUUUUCCAUUGUCGAAGUAAAUCUCAGGCAGAAAGCAAGCAAGGCCGUGAGGGAAGAUCUUGACUGUGUUCUUUACAUAUUUGAGAAAAUACUACUUUUGCUUCCGGAACUGGUCCACGAAAGAUGGCAGUUUGCCAGCAUAGGAAGAACUAUGUUGAAAUUUCUUCAUCAUGGAAAUGCUUUCAAGCUCCGCAGCGAAGGUAUAAGGCUGUUGAUCAUUUGGCUUCAAGCUCUGCAGGAGAAUAUGGAUCUAUCAUGUGAGGUCAUCUUUGCUUGCGUCGUCCCUGGCUUCCCAAAUCCUCUUGAUAGCUUAGAUACGACUACCACUAGCGUGCCCAUACAUGUUUUGGAAGACAUUUGUAAUUUUGUCCGAGGAAGUGAUGGUGCGAAUUCCUCUGGAAGCAUGACCUUGCUACCCCUGGAAACUAAAGAUGGAGGAACAAGCAGUUGGUGUUCGCCUGAUGAACUUCAAAUUCUUGUCCCUUUGAUCAACCAAAGCCAGGCCGAAAAAAUCCCAGGUCUUGAAGAUUUAACCAAGGUUUACCUUGACCGAGUUUUGGACUACAUGAUUACACAGAUUUGUAAGAUUGAGUGGCUGGACAAGAGUAUGCGAAAAAGAGGUUUCGAAUGUCUUUUUAACCUGUUUAAGAAGUACUAUUUACAUCACGUGUUUCCCAUGUGGACACCACAGACUAAUUUGUACGCCACUAACCCAGACGACCAGGUGCGAGAACUGAACGUUGCUGUCUUAAAGAAUACCCAACCUUCUGGUAAUUUAACAAAAUAUGCCGAUUCGGUUGUAAAGUGGUUCGUGGCGUUUUUAUCCAAGAUAAAGCGUGUCGUUAAGAUGCAGGCUGGCGACCUGUCGUCGCCGAGGGAUACCUCCCAAUCAAUGGACACCCUAGGAGUAGCGGGCAGCGAAUCUCAGGUCUCGACCGCAUCGGAAAAUAGUCGUGCGGCGGCGAUCUACGAAGACCUCUUGCUCGGCGGUGAUAUAAUACUCGACGUCAUUUACUCGACACGCGAGAAUGUUCACAUUGUCCACGAGGUCUUUAGACAGGCGUUUAUUCUUACGAUGGACAAGAGUACUGUAAUUAAGGAGGUUCUAGUGGUUUAUUAUAACUGGUUGAAGAACGAAAACAGGCCAAAAUUCAUGCUUGAACCAGAUUUGGAAAUGAUUUCGAGCGACACCGACGAUGUUAGAGCUGGAAUGCAAGGAAAUGUUCGUCUGUUAAUAUAUCACUCGGCGUCUAUUUUCCUGAUUCCUAACACAACAACCUCGAUAAAACCUAAGGUUUAUUUCUGUGAAAGAGUUAUUCUCAUGUAUCGAAACAUUGUUUUGGAAACGUCCAUGGUGGCGAAAACAUGGGAACAGCUACUUGUGGUGUUGCUUACUGUUGCAAAACAUGUUCUCGAGGAUAAAAUCGUCGAGCCGAAGUCGUCCACCUUUGCCGGCCGUUUGGCCCCAAUCCUUUUCCAGACGUUGUUUGUUACAUGGAUACGCGCAAACUUGACUGUCACUGUCAGUGUUGAAUUGUGGGAUAGGUUCCUGGAUGUUUUAUCAUCUUUGACACACUGGAGUGAGGUCGUCUCCGAGUGGAAGUCAACGAUGGACAUUUUGACGAGCGUCAUAGCUGGCCGAGUGUACUCCCUCAACUUAAAAGAUCUCCCGUUGGACAGACUCAGCGAACAGAAACACAAAAAACGAAGGCAUUUGAUGGCUUCCAAGAACAGGCCGAACGAGAUCGACCGGGCAAAAGUCAUUCCCAGUCCGUCGGUGCAAGAAUCGAAACCGGAAGUUACGUCAUCAUCGGUAGCGCCCGUCGCCGUCGUGCCGAGCACCGUAACGAAACCUACCGAGCCUACGAAAAACGAUCCUAGCGCUUCGCUUGUCGAAAAUCAAGAUAAACUCACGGCAGAGAGAUCAGAGGAACCCGACACUUCUGACAAUGUUGCCCCAGCUGACGCAGAAACAAUCUCCCAGGGUGCACUCGAGCAGGGAUCUGAAAAAGGCUACGAUUCCGACGUCACGGACUCCGGCAGUGAACUAAGCUUUGGGAAGACAACAGCAAAAGCUUUGCCUUCCGACACCGCGGAUACCAGCCUCGGGAUAUUGGGAGUCUUCGAUACCUGGCCUACCGCUGGCACGGGCUCUUCGAGGGAGGGCUCGUUGGACAGGGAGAGGGGCGCGAUUUCGUCAAUUCCGGAGGAUGAGGAAAGUCUCAACGACAGCUCGAGUAAGGAAUGCAUCGAUGUUUCGGUCAGUCAGGAAGCGUCUGACGAGAACGAUGGUAGAGGUAGAAAAGAUGCAAGAAAAGCCAAACAAUUUUGGAAAGAUAGCGACGGAGGUGAUGAUAUUUCCUCGGACAGCGAGAACGUACCUGCUUCGUUUAGUAAUCCUAUUCACGAAGACGCCAGUUUCGACAGCGAGACUCCAGUGAGGACACAAAUGACGCAGAUGAUGGACGAGCAGCACGUCACGUUGGAAAUAGUGGAACCUUCGGUGCACAGCCUCGAUAUGGAUACUGAAGUCAGCGUGGUCUGUGGUGGCACAAAAGAGGGGUGGACCCCCGUAGCUGCUGUUGUGCUGUGGACGAGAAUGCUUGGCGUCUUGGGGAAUAUUAAUAACAUAGAGAAUGCCUCAAUACAUGCACAGGUCCUUAAUUCUCUGUCUGAAAUAUGGCAUUUACUAGCCAAGAUCAGAUUAAAUCAAGGUAUUUCUGAAGACAAUAAAUCGACACCUUCGUUACCAAAUCUGCUUCCGCCUUUGCACUAUUUUGCUUCUUGGCUGUUCCAGGCAGCGUAUCUACCACAGAAGUACAAGCAAGGUCGACUUAUUGCCUAUCAACUAAUGUGUGAAAUGACCGUAAGACGGCAAGAUAAUCCAUUAUCUGAAGACUAUCUCAGACACUUUUAUCGCUGUUUACACGAUGGUCUUACAAACUCGGAUCAGGAUAUUAUCAAUGCCAUCAUGAGUAAAUGCGACAAUUUCUUUGGCAUGGUUUUGCCCAGUUCUUCUCUUCUUAUCUUGGACUUCAUGUACGCAGCAACAACGAUUAUCGAGAGUGCAAACACUGCGUAUCCGAGAACAGAGGCUGUCACAAUCCUAGGAUCUCUUCUGUGUUAUCCAAAUGCUUUCCCGAACAUGAAAAUUUAUCAGAUUGAAUCUGCAACGUUGAAAGACCAGCCUACGGUCACCCUUUGCCGGGAGAUAAAGGACAAGCUGAGUGAUACCCUGUACAAAGCUGCCGUCACAGAUCCUGAUUGCCACGCGAGGUGUACAGCGCUUUGCGCAAUCGGAAUAUUUAUCGUGGAAGAACUGACUCACAACAAAGGACACAAUCGUAUUCAUGUUUACACUUCGCUUCUGCUGACAUCCAUUAUGUUUAAAAAUUGUUCUGUAUCCAGUGUGGCGAUUGGCUUAGUCCAAAACCUUUCAGAAUAUCACGAACAACUGUCUAAUUUUGAUCAAGACCUUCCUUUGAAAAUCCUUCAGGUUUUAUGUGAGGUGAUCAGACGCUGUGUUAAUGAAGGAUCUGGAUUGAACAGUUCUCAUAUCGUUAAGAUUCUUAAUCCGUUGAUGUUUUGUCUUCUGGAUUGGGUUAUGGUAAUAUCGCUGAGCUCUUUACUGAAGGUGCAAGAGAACAAUCAAACCACUCUGGCCCAAGUGUUUCAGGCUCUUAAAUAUGUUGUUUCGAACAAUUCAACGAAAUCCGAUCGAGAAUUCAGUAUCAGUCGCAUGAUAUCUCGUGAAGAUCUCCAGAUACACCUGGGUCAAAUACAUCAAGAUAUUGUCGACUCGGCUCCUUCUAGUCCCGCAGAGUUUGGAGACAGCGGGUCAAAUAUUAGCGUUCAAACAAUGGAACGCGUUAGGAAAACUGCAAAAGCGGUCAUUUUACAUAUUGUCAAUCAUUUGAAUCAUUUUCCCCUGGCUGCUGGGGCUGCACGAUUGACAAGCCUCGUCAACGAAAAUCAAGACAAUCCUUACUGCACUGAACAACAAGAGCUCACCGCUGCUGUUUUCUCGUCCCCCAAUGCACAGUUCUUUGUUGUAAACGAUUCGUCGCUAAUUUCUAUGGUCGAGCUACCUAUUCAAGACGUUGCUCCGAAAGACGAAAACUUGCUUUGUGGGAACACCACGGUUCGUCUCAUCGUGCGAGACAUGUGCGGAAAACAUUGCCUGGAUAUUUCAACAUUGUUUGGGCCUCGAAUUGACACCGAACAUUCUUUUCCGGGUGUUUUGAAAAGUAUAUUCAGCCAGGAAGAACUGGAUGAAAUAUUGGACUCUGGCCAAAGCAGAUCGCUUCGUCGGCAAUCAUCAGCGUCAAUACAAACAGAUAAAAUCGACCAGUUACUAAAAGGCAUUGGUUCAACCAGCCCAGAGUGUUUAUUCUAUCCUCAUUUAUCCCUAAACGAGCCCGCACCACCACCAUAUCCCCUGAACGAGGAAAUGGAACAGUCGUUGAUCGAAGCAAUUCAAGUUCAAAAGGAAAGAGAAGAACAAUUUUGCGACACUGCUCUUGAUGACCCAAGAUUAAAAGGAAAGCCGGUGUUUCCAAAGAGUUACCAAGAACCCAGUAAUCCAUUUCAUUUAUCGCAUUUCCUCUUUAACCAACUUGGAAUGUUUGGUUGGGAAAAGAGAUCGAGAAUAGAUUUAUUGAAGAAGAGUGACAAACUCAUACGAGAGUUGAAACAUCUUGAUAAUAGAAAAAGUCGUGAAACGCACAAGAUUGCGGUAUUUUACGUGGCGCCUGGGCAGGAGGAUAAGACAUCCAUCAUGAGUAACACUUCGGGAAGUAAGGAAUACGAAGAUUUUGUUGCCGGCCUUGCUUGGGAGGUCGAGUUAUCAACACACACUGGUUUCAUGGGUGGUUUAGACAAGAAUCAAUCCACUGGCACCACGGCUGUUUACUACGCAAACUCAACCGUUGAAGUUAUGUUUCACGUGGCAACAAGAAUGCCCGUGUCCUCGGACGAAGGCGGAUUCAUCAAGAAAGUUCGCCAUCUUGGAAAUGAUGAGAUUUGGAUUGUCUGGUCAGAACACUCGAGAGAUUUCCGUCACGGCAUUGUGAAUGCAGAAUUUGGUGAUGUUGCUAUUGCAAUCUAUCCUUUGCAGAAUCAUCUCUUUAGAAUACAGAUUUUAAAGAAAGGGGAUAUUCCGUAUUUUGGCCCGUUGUUUGAUGGAGCGAUCGUGGACCGUCGUGUUCUCCCGUCGUUGGUUCGUAUGACGGCCGUCAAUGCUAGCCGCGCUAAACGAUCUCUCAUACCUGGAAUGCAGACUUUCUACGAAGAGCGAGCUAGCUGCAUCAGUAAUAUAGUUAAUCAUCACAAAGAAACGACGGUUUUCGAAGAUUUCGCCGAAAAAGUGUUUUGUCCGGUCCCAAGAAAGUCGGAGGAAAACGAGCAAGUGGUUUCAAUUUCGACGCAUUUAAUGCGACAGACUUCCGGGGGGGAGUCGCCCGCCGCGAAGCGGGAGGGGUACAGCACCUUACCAUCGUCAUCCAAAACUAUCGCUAAAACUGUCUCAGAUAGAGAAGCCAUAUCAUCUACUGUCUCCUUACCCGAGGGGCUUCACAAAGUUAUUCAAAGCGAAAACACUCUUCCAGCUCCAAAGUUGGGCGGGAAAAAAUUGUCGUUCAGAAGAAAGCUAACUCCUUCGACCAAAGAAGAGAAUACAGAAUAGAAAGUUAAAUAUACGAACGAACAUUCAUAGCAAUACAUUUUAAAUACAGCAUAGCUAUAUAUGUAUUACGACAAGUGCAAGACGAAAUUACGAACUUUGAAAAAUUUGCCUACAA